CGACGACCGUUCUCGUCAAAACCGGUUUUCCUAUUGUGGAAUAAUCAAAGUGCGAAAUGUAUAUGUGCUCCCAGACUGUAAAAAACCGAUUCAUGGGCAGAUUUGCUGGUUAAUCACGGAAUUUCACAAGAUGGCUAAGAUUGGUAUCUUAUUUGCGUUUCUGUCGCACCUAUUAUGUACCAUGGUACAUGGAACAACUUUAUGUUCGGAAUACUUCACACUUGCAAUCAACCCUGAGACAGGCAAGAUAUAUGGUCGGAUCGAAAUCAUUUCUCCGCCAGAAAAUGACGACCUUUAUUUAAAAGUAGCCUUAAACGCUGCCGCUGAUUCUCUGGAUGAGUUAUUUCAAUUGGAAUUGGCACGACCGAUAAAAGAUACCAUUCAAGCUGUUCAACUUGGCAGAUCUUUGGUGUAUCAUAUUAAUUUUCCCUCGGGUGCAAAAGUGCCGACAUUAUCCGCGAUAUGGUUCAACAAUCGGCAAUAUUGUAUCGGCCCCGGAGCGUCAAGUGGAAACAUCGUAGCCAAUAUCGAAUUGGGGCAUAUUGUGUACCUUCCGAACGAAGAACCACUGUCUCAGGAUUUUCAGCCGUGGCAUCGAAAUUCGAGUAACUACCGCAUAGACAAUCCGUACUACAAUAGCAACGCCGAAUGCGGUGUUACCAGUUACUACACCGAGAGCACAAAUAGACUGAUUCCCGAUGGUGAGACCUCAUUACCAGGCCAGUGGCCCUGGGUAGUUGCAAUCUACCUUAUUGAUAGAGAUGGGCUUCAGAGAUCAUACUUGUUUCGAUGUGGUGGGUCACUUUUAACGAACAGACAUGUAUUAACAGCGGGGUACUGUAUGAAACGGGACUUAUUGGGCAGUAACGUAACAGUACCCGUCGAUAUAUUGGAAGUGGUUCUGGGGCGAUAUAACUUGGACCCAUUGCGCGGAGAUGGAUCUGCCAAUCGGAAAGUCGCGAGCUACGUGAUUCACCCCGAUUACGUGCACUAUCUCAAAGCUACUUCCGAUCUCUCGGUUGUGACCCUCACGAACGUCGUCGAGUUCAAUCCUCUCAUCAGGCCUAUUUGCCUAUGGUCCGGCUCAAGUACACUUGGAGACGUCAUUAGUAGGACAGGAUACGUUGUAGGAUGGGGUGAAGAUGCGUUGAAUCGUGAUGUCAACGAUCAACGGAUGGUGAGAGCGACGAUCGUGAGUCAAGAGACCUGUCUCUGGGCGGAUGCUAAAUAUAUUCGUGUAAUCUCGCAUGACACCUUUUGCGCUGGUUCGCAAGACGGACUGGGUCCUUGUCACGGUGACGGUGGGAGCGGGCUGAUACUUGUAAACAAUAUUACAAACAGUUAUGAGUUGCGUGGUGUUGUUUCGCGAUCUCUAAUCAAUGAAACUUCGUUCUGCGGUAUACAGAAAUACAUCGUUUAUGUUGAUGUGGCCAAAUACAUACCCUGGAUUCAACAACAGAUUUCGAUAUAACGUUCGCCUUGCGUUGCAAAAUGCUCUACAUGUCAAUCUAUAAGUUUCUUUGUGUAAAGUUCAAUGAAAACGCAGUACUUAUGUACAGUUACGCGUGAGGAUUAAACAGGUAUGAAUUCUGUUUUUGGUUAUUGAUGCCUCUUGUAAUGUGUCUCCAAUCUGUGUACAAAACGAUAUGAAUAAGCUGUUACACAUAUAACUAACUGUCAUAUUAGACUUCUUUAUAAUGAA
Molecule: messenger RNA, 1702 nt
Organism: Vollenhovia emeryi
Lineage: Eukaryota; Metazoa; Arthropoda; Insecta; Hymenoptera; Formicidae
Product: serine protease gd-like
Exons: 7
Coding region: 131-1471 (446 amino acids)
Biological process (GO): proteolysis
Molecular function (GO): serine-type endopeptidase activity
Source: RefSeq, a predicted model, not a curated record